Messenger RNA from Notechis scutatus (mainland tiger snake), 1437 nucleotides. The record is from RefSeq and is a predicted model, not a curated record. Lineage: Eukaryota; Metazoa; Chordata; Lepidosauria; Squamata; Elapidae.
AUGAACUGGGUUGGGGGGUCCCGUCGAAGAAUCAUGCUUACCAAAGAGAAAAGAAAACAGAAGGAUUUUUUUGAAAAGGAAAAACUUAAGUCAAAGAUGAAGCUACUGGGAGUAUCCUCUUUAAAAAGCUCAGCUGUCAGUUUGGACCUUCUCAAUCUCUACGUUGUUAAUCAGAUCUCUACAAAGAAAGAAAAUGCUGAGAAUAUUCGCAAGCCAAUUCAUGUAGAUAUUAACAGAGAAACUCAAAUUCCUUUGAGAAAACAAAAUGUAGAGUUUCCCAAGUCACCAGAAUGGAAACCAACUAAGUUGUCCCUUGAUGACAUCCAGCACAGGAUACAAGAAGAAAUCUUGGAUAGUAGAAGAAAAUACCUCUAUGAAAAAAACAGUGUUCAUUCUGAAGAUUCUGGAAACAGUCAAGCAAAUGGAGAAAUAUCAUUGUUUCAUACUGUAAAUGACCAGAUGAAGACUAACCAAGAUGUAAACUUCCAGCCAAUUGCAAGUUUGUUUGAAGAAGAAAAUCAAUUUCUGGCGUUUCCUUCUUCUCAGUCUUACUGUUCUUUUGCUAACAAAAGCCAUAUUGACCAGCUAUUCACAGAUUUUGGAGAUGCAAAUGAAAUAUUCAGUAAACCCAGCCUGUACGAUGGUGAAGAAAUGCAUCAGAUGAUACCUCCUAUCCACUGUGCAGCUGAGAGGGACCUCACAAGCAUUCUCACUACUCCAGAGAUGAUUUGCUCCCUUAACAGCCAAAGGUUAAAUGCAAUAAACCAGAAUCCAAACUGGAAUCAGUUCAAACACUGCAGUAUCCAGAAAAGAAAUCCUGUAGAGUUUUCUGAUCAGCAAAAACUUACUAUGUUCUUUGAUAAUAAAGGUGAUGAUUCCCAGUUAAGCAGCCAGUCACCCACCUAUUCAGAGCAAGCAGAUAGACAUACCAGUUCUUCCUCUGACGAGUCUAAACCAGAGGAGUGUGAUGAAGGAGCAUCAUCUGAUUCUCAAGGCUCUUUUUCAAGGACUUCCAGCAAUCCCUGCUUAGGAUCAGAAUGUGUUUGCCAGUUCGAUGGCAGGCCCUGGAAUAAAACUAAUAUUCAACCUGCCAUAACUCCGAGAAAGAAUAUGUUGCACAGAGCUGGACUGGCGUUGUCAGACAUGAACGAUAAGGGGAAGCACCAUGCUUCGUCUCAAACAGAUGCGUGUGCUGAGCCAGUAGAAAAAUCCAAUGCAGCUGUGCAGUGUGACAUCAUCCAGAGCUGCCCCUGUAAAAAGGAGCUGUCUUCUGCCCACAGUGCUGAAAUGGUGACUUCGACUAGCAAGGUAGAGGCCACUGGAGGGCAGAACAUUCCAGCAGAUAGUGCAGUCCUUCAGCCUCCAAAUAGCAAUUCUUUGUCGACUAAGAAUUUGUCUCCCAAAACAGACGGUUUUAUAUUGGCAAGGUCAGCCUAG